AUGCCCGUCUGCCUGCGUGACUGCGUCCGCGCACACAGCGGCCGCCGCGGCAAAGACACCGUUAGCUUCGAUCGGUUCCUGCCAACGGCUACGCGCGAUCACCAGCACACACAGGGUAGACAGCACCCAACAGGCAGAGACAGCCCAUUGGCUGUUUUCAUCCCCUUCGAGGGGGUAGCAGGGGGCAGGAAUAGGUGGCUGCCCCGAGGCUGCUACUUAAACGUCUGUGCGUCCUCCCCCGGCACACCCGUUCACUCGGCCUCCUACCGUUUGGACGUCUACUUUUCGUUUCCACUGCAAUCCACAAUGUCUGAAGAAGUGAGUUUCCUUGCCUUAUUCACCUAGUUGUGCCAGUCGCUUCUAAAAAAAUACUGUUUUCCCAUGCCGUUCACAAGGAAGCCUGGGUUUAGGUGCAUGUUUCCUCCCACUUUUUUCCAAGGGCAAUUUUAGCUAUGUGGAUACCAGUUAAAGGCGAGGAUUAUCUUCCUCCGAAAGUCAUGCACAGGCAUGGUGUAUAUUUUAGGCAAGGUGGACUUUAUGGAACCCUUGGUUCUGCAUGUCCUUAUAGAAGAUCGAGCAUUUUUCCCUAAUUUACCGCUUCUAGAGAUUCGACUGAUAAGUCACAUAACCCCCCUUGCGCCAGCCACUUGUUGAAAUCAAAAUCCCUAUUGAGUGGGGACAAUAUCUCAUAAAGUAUUGACAUAUGGAAAUCUUUUCUGAUUAGGGCAACAAAGUAGAUGUGCUAAUUCAUUAAAUACUAUCCGAAGUCCUGAGAUGCUUUUUCGACUCGGAAAGGUCACCUAAGUAGGGUUGCAGUAUUACGUACCUUGCAGCAUAUUCCCAAUAAAAUUUUCAGUAACUUCAGGACGCCGGCUUUUAAAUCUGCAUCUUUCCGGCAGCCUGUAAAAACCAUAUUUUGCCAAAAAUGACUACUUAUGUAGUAUACAUUUUUCUCAUUGAUUUUCGACGUUCUUAAAAAUUCAAUUAUAUUUCAAGUAAAGCAUGUAAAAAAUUACCCAUUCGGUAGAAAACUACAUUUUCUUCUAAUUUUAUACUCAGAGAAAAGGAAUUAUUUGGUCUUUAAAAAGUUUCUAGCCACGGGAUUUUUUUAUGACCGGGAAACGCCCGUUCAUAGAGCAUCAUGUUUUUGUAUUUAUUAGUGUUGCUUGUAAAGUUUACAGUAUGACUCAAAACCACUGCAAAAAUAUAUGAAUCCCGUGUGGUCUACCCUCAGUAACGUUUGGAAAUGCAUGGUUUUCCGUGCACGGAAAAUAUGCAGCUUAUGGUUUGGAAACCCUGAAUACGAGUGUAACGGCAGGUCGGGUCCAACAGUAGUCUAGAAUUCGAAAAGUUUUUGAAGACCAAAUAAUUCCCUUCCUUCAAUUAUACAAUUUAAAGAAGACGUAAUUUUCCCCCAAAGGGGUAAAUGGAUGAACAUUUUUAUGCAUGUUUUCUAGGUAAUAUAUUUUAAUUUAUAAAGCCAUCGAAAAUCAUUGAGAAAAAUUUAUACUAAAUAAGUUGCCACUUUUGACAAAGUAUGAUUUCUGCAGCCGGAAAGAAGUAAUUUCAAAAGGCGGCAUCCUGAAGUAACUGAAAUUUUAUUGGUAUUAUGCUGUACGAUGUUUAAUAUUACAACCUCACUUAAGUGGCCUUUUCGAGUCGAAAAGUCAUUUCCCCAUUUCGGUUGAUACUUCAUGAGUUAACACGUCUACCGUAGCUUUUUAUGUUUUGCUUUCAAUUCAAGAUCCCAGUAAGACGUAUAAAGUACAAAUGCGUGUAUGCAUAAAAGCAGGACUCGACUUGCAAUUCUGUCUGUUCCCGAGUACAGCAGCAAUCAAUCUACAGAAAUGAUACCAGUAACGGGAUAUCUAAGAAUUAAUUUUUAUAAUCAAAGAAGUUUCGCGUAUAACACCAUAAGGGGCAGUGUGUCUAAAAACCGUUAACAAAUUUUUGUAUUUGACAACAUUUUGCCUUCUAGGCCGCCGCUGCACCGCCCCCAGAAGAGGUAAGCCCUUAGCCUCGUUAUCGCAAUUGCAUGACACAGCGUCCCACGCUUCCGCCAGAGUGCACAGUUAAACAAAUGCACACGUAUUUAUCACACUUCCUAUUGGUCGAUUCAGCAAGGCUUGGCUGACUGCCUCCCGCUCGCCGUCUUCUACUUAUUUGAUACGUCCUCUAAUAUUGACACAAGUAUAUUUAUUCAGAUGUGAGCAGUGUUCAGCUAACGUCCACCCCUGGAUCGCAGUCGUUUUCUUUAAAGCCCUGCAAUAUAAAAUUUUGCAUUUAUCAGUCCCAGACCGUGGUUAUGACCCUCUCGGUGAAGCGAUCACAGCGGAAGAAGGAAGCGGAGGUCAAGUCCGUUUAUGACAUUUGCGUACCUGGCUCAAAGUCGGGCGUUCCUCGUCUCUGUGCAGGUUCUUACACUGUAACGUAAAAAGCCCGUUUCACAUACGCGUCCUUCACGUCCAGAGUUAGGUGACAGAAGUAGUCAACGUUUUGCUCGGUUUAUUUUGUUUUUAUUCAAAAUUAAAAUUAAAACGUGUGUGUGUGAAAAUCAAGUAAGUAAGUGCCUGCCUGUCCCCGAAGAUAUAUGGCCCAGGGCCAGUUGUCCAGCUUAACAAAUGCACGCGUGUUUAUCAAAUUUCCCCGAGGUUUAGUAAAAUGCUUAUGUUAGCAGUUUCCCGAUUAACUUCCACGUCUUGUCAGGCUCUCACAAGCCCACUGAUUCAAAAGCGAACAUAUAAAUGUGCAGCGAACAUGAACGCUGUUCACUUAGAACACCUAACUCACAGUGGUUGUCACCUGAACUUGAAAACAUAAUCUUUUAUUUUUUCAAGGCCAAACACUAGUUAUGACUUUCUCCGGGAACAGGAAAUUUACCCACUCCGAUUCCAGCAGAAAAACUUCCAAUCAAUCUGUGAUCGGAUAUUAUCCGUGAAGCAUGUUGGGAUUCAUUUCUCCAAUCGAAAACGCUGAAUGUUCUGCUCGCAUAGGAUAACUGCCAUAAAAUUUCUAUAUUUGACAAAACUUUACUUUCCAGACCAUCGCUUUAGCACUCUCAGAAGAUGGACGUUCGCACACUCGUUGUCAAAGUUGCACGACGCUUCGUUCUACGUUCUCUGUAGUGCGUUCAGUUAAACAAAUGCACACUUCUCUAUGGCAAUCUCAGUUGGAUGGUUCGCCGAGGUUUAGUAAAGUAUCGACAUACCAAUUCCCCACACAAAUGCAGCGCCUUACAAAGCCCAUACAAGAAAAUUAAAUAUUUUCGCGUAAAUGAUUGGAGCUUGCGGAAAGCACUCGCAUUCAACCCGAUAAGCAAUUUUGUCACUCAAGUCAACCAAAACGAAUGUGCAUCUGAGAGCCUAUACCUUAAGUGCCAACUGAAAACGACUGAAUUAAAUGAAAUGUUCGACUUUUUCCUCCUUCGUGAAAAAAAACCAUUGGACAUUUAAAACGAAUCGGCUGCUGCAAUUUAUCAGGUAAAGUAAGUUUUCGAUCAGAACGCCCGAAACAACUGUUCUGAGGUUCACUUCCUCGCAGCCGCAAUUCACGAUGAUUUUAUGGGACGUUGACUGUCAAUAGACCUUGAGUACUACCUUCACGCAUAAAGGUUGCACGUUGCAUGACUUUGUUAUACAUAUAGAGUUAUUCUCUCUUUUCCAAAAAUCUUAUUCUAUCCAAACUUCCAUCGAUAGCCCUAUAUGACCUAUGGUCUAUUUAUACUGUUGUUGCGUGUUUUGCUGUUUGCUUAGCCGCUUCGCUCUGUUUAUGAAUAUAUAUAUAUAUAUAUAUAUAUAUAUAUGCAGUGAUGGAUGACAGGCUCCUCGCAAAUUGUUAAUGUGCUAUUUGUAAGUUCUCCGACAGUCCUUUUUUUCCGAAUAGAACUUUAGCACCCAAAAUUAGGGCUUCGCGGUUCGUCUGUUUUUAGACCCUCGAAAGGAUAAUCACGAUGCGUAAUAGUACUUUUAGACGUCAACUGGUUUUUCUGAUAAACCAGAAAUGUGUAGAUAUUACAAGGUUAUUACGCAGAAUUUUCAUUGUACUUCCACCCCUGAUUAUACAAACACAUUUAUCUCUACGACGUCUAACUUAAAGUCCUACCUGCAGUACUAGUCGCUUUGUGACUACCUGAGGGGUCCUACAUAGGGCCCCAAGGAACAACGGAACGAGCGGGUUUCAUAACCCGAUCGGUGAAUAGAUGUUUGCCAAAUGCUGUGUUUAUUCCCGGUUUACGUGUUUUCCACCUCCUUUUGUAGAAGAAGAAGCAUAAGAAGAAGAAGGAGGAGAGCGGAGAAGAUGGCGAGAAGAAGGAGGGUGGCGGUGGCGGAAAACGCGCCCAGCGAGCAACGUCCAACGUCUUCGGCAUGUUCCCUCAGACACAGAUUCAGGAGUUCAAAGAGGUGGGUUGCUCCCCCGCCGUUUAACCAGCUGCAUCUUUGCACCUAUAGGCCUUUACUCUGAUCGAUCAGAACCGCGAUGGAUUCAUCGACAUCGAGGAUCUGAAAGACAUGUAUGCCUCCCUCGGUAAGCUUCUGCUUCUACUUCUCAUCACUUUUUAAGGCCGAACACCUUCGGACAAGGAGUUGAAGGAGAUGCUUGACGAAUCGCCUGGUCCUCUCAACUUUACCAUGUUCAUCAACCUCUUCGGUGAGAAGCUCAACGGUAAGUGGCACCGGCCCCGUUGUCUUGCAGGGCAGGGUUUGUAAGAUGUCCACAAGGAAUACUCUCUGAUUAAUCAAUGUAGAUCAUAAGUAGUAUGGUUGAAUUUUGCCCAGUUUGAUAAAUACCAAGUCUGAAUAACUGUUCCGGUCCGCUAAGCUUUCGCAAAAUCGUCAGAUAGACUUCGCACCUUUAAUUCGAUGAAAAGCAAUCGUUUUGAAUUUGACCUCCGGGAAUACAGAUGUCUUUAAACUCCUUCCAUUUUCCGUUCCAGGCACAGAUCCCGAGAGCGCUCUCAUGAACGCUUUUGCCAUGUUCGAUCCCGACAAGAAGAAUUUCAUCUCCGAGGAAUAGUAAGACUGUGAUUAUUCAUUAACUCACUACUUUUAGCCUUAAAGACCUCCUUGAAAACAUGGGUGAUAACUUUUCAGCGGAAGAGGUGAGUUUGCACAGUCUUCGGGUGGUUAAAUUUAUGAAACAUUUGCGGGAAUCCCAAAAUGUGUCGUUGCUUAGAAAAAUUCAUCUAGGCGGAGCUACAAUACUGAAUAUUCUGUAAACUAAUCUCAAAGUAUUUCAAUCACGCCAUGAUGCCGGCUUCCAAAUGCGUGUCUUAUCGGUCGUCUGAAAAAAUCGUAUUCGCAGCAAAAUAGCUACUUAAGUAGUACGCAUCGGCUCCAUCGCUUAGCUGUGCUCUUACGGAUCUAAAUGUGUUUUAUAUAAAUCAUGCAUAAACACAUUUUUUAUCUUUAAAAAGUUGUUAAAUUCCUAAACCGUCCUUGGACUCGCGUUUAGACUUUCCAAACUACUAGUUGUGCACUUUCCCUCUAAGGAAAUAUACCAUUUAGCGCUUAUUUAAUUCUGCGGUCUUAAAAACCUCGUGAUUGCAAACUUUUUAGUCGAAGUUUACCCUUUUUGAAAAGUAAACAGUUUAGUAAAGACGUUAUUUACUAUAACACUAGCAGAAGAAAGGAUAUGUUUAUGCGGGCUUUAGAUAAAACAAAAUUGAAUUUAAAAGAGCAUCUACAAUCGAUUGAAUAAUGCCAUAUUAUAUAAGUAGCUUUUAUUUGGCUAGGAAAAUUCUCGCAAUCGACCUGAAAGGCACGCAUUCGAAAGCCGGCAACCUGGCGGCCGAAACAUCUUGAUAAACAAUAUCACGAUCCUACCUAAGUAUGGCUGUCUAAGCGAAAUAAAUUUUCAAGAUUUUAAUUAUUCUUUUUUGAGUGAUUCACGUACUGUAGAGUAUUAGUUCGCGCUGCAUAAACGCAUCAUUUUGUUAUACUCCAGAUCCGCCAAACAUGGAAGGAGGCGCCCAUUCAGGCCGGCAAGGUGGACUACGAGAAAUUUGUCCACCUUAUCAAGAGAGGCAACGAGGAGUUAUAG
Molecule: messenger RNA, 6039 nt
Organism: Spirometra erinaceieuropaei
Lineage: Eukaryota; Metazoa; Platyhelminthes; Cestoda; Diphyllobothriidea; Diphyllobothriidae
Source: the annotation of a GenBank genome assembly